GGGGCAACGAUGGCGCCGGCGGACUCUUCGAGGACCGGUUCCGACGAAGAGGUUACGACUAAAGCAAGCGUUAUUCAUACAGCUCAAGUUCCUGCACUCCCUGCUUCUCCUUCUAUCUGCCUUCUACGGUUCGCUGGCGACUCUGCCUCCGGUGCCUUGAUGGGCUCCGUCUUUGGCUAUGGUGCUGGAUUGUUCAAGAAGAAAGGAUUUAAAGGAUCCUUUGUAGAAGCAGGAUCUUAUGCCAAGUCAUUUGCAGUUUUUUCCGGAGUUCACAGUUUUGUUAUCUGCAUCUUGAAAAGACUCGGAGGAAAGGAUGAUGUCAUUAAUGCUGGGGUAGCUGGAUGUUGUACUGGUCUUGCUCUAAGUUUUCCAGGUGCACCGCAAGAACUUCUGCAAAGCUGCCUCACUUUUGGAGCAUUUUCUUUCAUUGUUGAAGCGCUAAACAAGCGACAACCAGCCCUUGCGCAUCCCAUCUCCAGUAAAACAAGUGUGCACUACCCUAUACGUUGUCCUUCUCCCUUGGCACUUCCCCUCCAACUUCCCCUUCCUGAUGAAAUGAAAGGAGCAUUUUCCUCUUUCUUCGAGUCUCUGAAACAGCAUAGAAGCAUCCAAUGUCAUCAUACUUUAAGAUGAAGACAAUCAGCAACACUAGGCAUGUGUAGAGGAAGAUGCUAGCUGUAUUUCUAUUAAAACUAGCACCACCUUCCUUCUCCGCACAAUGUGCAGUAAACUCUUUAAAAACCUAUGUAAUAAUCCACCUCAAACAAUCAAAGAAAAUAAGCGCAUUAUUUAAAAAUUCUUGCCGUUUGUGGGAUUGACAUCCAUGGGGGAAAUAAAGAUGAGAAGCCUAGAGUAAUGGGUAUACCUAGACAUAUUUUCCUUCAUAAGAUGCAUGGGAGUGAUGCUUAUCUUUCUACUAAAGACACCUUCUUGAAAUAUGUGAAAACAUAUUAAACAAACAAAAAAUAAAGCUGCAUGGAGUCCCACAAAAUGUGUGGAGAGAUAGUGGAAGAAUAAAAUAGUUACAAUGAACUUGAGGGGAGUUGUCACUGCUCGUAGCAUGUAAAUAGUGCAGCUUAUCCUAGAUUUUAUGCUUUAUAUUGAUAUUGACGAAGGACAAACAUUAGUGAAGCUGCUCUUGCGUCCUUAACAAUCUAUUAAAAUCAGUGAUCCAAAUUUGAAAGACUAUUGUAACUGCCAAUCAGUAAAUAAACAUUCUCUUUGUAACUUCUUUUCAAACAAUUCAUUUUCUGAUAUACAAACACUUAGUAUGUGUUUGGGGUGGCGUGUCGCUUCCAAAUCAUGUCCUUAAUGUCACAUCUAGAUACAAAAAA
Molecule: messenger RNA, 1334 nt
Organism: Neltuma alba
Lineage: Eukaryota; Viridiplantae; Streptophyta; Magnoliopsida; Fabales; Fabaceae
Product: mitochondrial import inner membrane translocase subunit TIM22-3-like
Exons: 6
Coding region: 10-633 (207 amino acids)
Biological process (GO): protein insertion into mitochondrial inner membrane; protein targeting to chloroplast
Cellular component (GO): TIM22 mitochondrial import inner membrane insertion complex; chloroplast envelope
Molecular function (GO): transmembrane protein transporter activity
Source: RefSeq, a predicted model, not a curated record